This is a messenger RNA of Xyrauchen texanus (razorback sucker), 7545 nucleotides long. It is a transcript of the gene adamts12, whose product is annotated as ADAM metallopeptidase with thrombospondin type 1 motif, 12. Gene Ontology annotation, molecular function: metalloendopeptidase activity. Bases 97 to 4815 code for a protein of 1572 amino acids. Gene Ontology annotation, biological process: proteolysis; extracellular matrix organization. NCBI's taxonomy places the organism in Eukaryota, Metazoa, Chordata, Actinopteri, Cypriniformes, Catostomidae. The transcript has 24 exons. Gene Ontology annotation, cellular component: extracellular matrix. The record is from RefSeq and is a predicted model, not a curated record.
UCUCCAGAAACUGCUCUCAGGACCAUAUUUAGCCAGUGCAACUGCUUGAAUGCCACAUAGAGUUUAUUUACUGCUUUAAUUUUGCGUUGCAAAAAUAUGCCAAGUCGCCUCAGCGUUGCGCUUUUGCGGUUAAAUUGUGUUUUCUUUCUGGCUGCGAGCCACGUCAAGAGCGCCGAACCGGGCUACCUCUUUCCAGAUUCAGAACAAGAACUCUUCAUUAAGCAGCACUCUGAAUUUUUCGUCAAUCAUCCAGAAAAAGUGGACCGAGAUGGGAAAUUUAUCUCAUACGCUUUAUCGCAUCACUUCUCGAACAGGCGACAUAAGAGAGACCUGAGUUCAGGAGACAGACGGGUGUAUUACAAAGUGAACUACAAUGGCCGGGAAUUGACUCUCAAUCUAACCACCAACGACAACCUGCUCUCCAAUGAAUAUGUGCAGGAGCGACAAAAUGGGAGGUCAUCGGAGAAAUGGCCUGAGUCAUUUGGAAAAGGCUCCUGUCAUCUUAUUGGCACCGUAAUGGAUGACAACGUGGAGGGGACGGCCGCCAUCAGCACCUGUGAAGGAUUGACGGGGCUGCUAUAUUUACCUGAGGGGCCGACAUUAAUUGAGCCUGUACGUGGCCACAUCCCAAACGUCACUCAUCCACAACACCCACAUGUGAUCUACCGGAGCUCAACAUGGAGAAGCCCCAGACGACGACGCAACACAGAUGCACACAGACCCUGUGGGAUCAAAGAUGGUCUGCAGUAUUCCCAACAGGUGGAGCUGGAGAGAGAGCGCUGGGAGCAGGAGCAGCACCCACAGGGUGGGAUUCAUAAUCAUGAUUCAGAUCAGGAAUGGGGUCAGGAAUGGGAACGGCCACGGCGGAUCUCCCCGCGCUCCAUCAGUAAAGAGCGCUGGGUGGAGACCAUGGUGGUGGGUGACUCCAAACUGAUGGACUACCACGGGAGUGGGAACGUUGAGUCCUACAUCUUCACCAUCAUGAACAUGGUGGCUGGAAUUUUUCAUGAUGCCAGCAUCGGUAAUGCUAUCCAUAUCGUGUUGGUUCGACUCAUUCUGCUACAUGGAGAGGAGAAAGGGCUGAAAAUCGUUCAUCAUGCUGAUACAACUCUCACCAGCUUCUGUACCUGGCAAAAAAACCUCAAUCCUCAAAGUGACACUCAUCCAGCACACCAUGAUGUUGCUGUACUUAUCACCCGGAAGGAUAUCUGUGCAGGCAUGAAUCAACCGUGCGAGACGCUAGGCUUGUCUCACCUGUCUGGCAUGUGCCAGCCACAUCGUUCCUGCAAUAUCAAUGAGGACUCGGGACUACCUGUCGCUUUCACCAUAGCUCAUGAGCUUGGACACAGUUUUGGAAUCCACCAUGAUGGACAAGGCAAUGACUGUGAGCUUGUGGGGAGACAUCCCUUCAUCAUGUCCCGCCAGCUCCACUACGACUCCUCUCCGCUCACCUGGUCAUCCUGCAGUAAGGAGUACAUAACACGCUUUCUUGAUCGUGGUUGGGGUUUCUGUCUGGAUGAUCGCCCAUCUAAAAGGGAUCUGACCACCCCAGUGGCAGCACCUGGAGUUCGAUACACGCCCCAGCACCAGUGCCAGUUGCAGUAUGGACACAAUGCCACCUUUUGCUCAGAAGUGGAUAAUGUGUGUCAGAUUCUGUGGUGCUCAGUGAAUGGAUCAUGCCGCUCCAAACUGGACUCGCCUAUAGAUGGAACCAGGUGUGGACCUGAUAAGUGGUGUAUCUCUGGUGAGUGUGUAAUCGUAGGGAAGUUACCAGAAACGGUGAAUGGAGGGUGGGGCCCCUGGAGCACCUGGUCUCACUGCUCUCGUACCUGUGGAGCUGGUGUCCAAUCAGCAGAUAGAGAAUGCAACCAGCCAAAGCCUGAAUUUGGAGGGAAAUACUGUAUGGGAGAGCGGAAGCGCUACAGGAUUUGCAACACAAAGCCGUGUGCCAGAAAACAUCCCUCCUUUAGAGAGAUGCAGUGCAGUGAAUUUAACACUGUGCCUUAUCACAAUGAACUCUACGAGUGGAUACCUGUCGCUAGCACCUCCCGUCCAUGUGAGCUGCAAUGCAAGCCUGUGGAUGAGGAGUUUUCUGAGAAGAUGUUGGAAGCGGUCACUGAUGGAACGCCCUGCUUCAUGAUUAACAACAGCAGGAACAUCUGCGUCAAUGGUGUGUGCAAGGAGGUGGGUUGUGAUUUUGGCAUCGAUUCUAAUGCUAAAGAGGACAGCUGUGGUGUGUGUCUCGGUGAUGGAUCCACAUGUGAGACAGUGAAGGAGACCUUUGUGAAGCAAGAUGGAUUUGGUUACGUGGACUUGGUUUUGAUCCCAGAGGGAGCUCGGGAUAUCUUCAUACAGGAAAUGGGAGAAGCUGCAAAUUUCCUAGCCAUCCGAGCAGGCGAUUCGGAGGACUACUACCUGAAUGGGAAUUACAUAAUUCAGUGGAACGGAGAGUACGAGGCGAGUGGAACAAAGUUUUACUACGACCGUAGAGGCAACAUGGAGAAUCUGACAUCAGCAGGACCAACAACUGAACCUGUCAUGAUUCAGCUGCUGUUCCAAGAGCAGAAUCCAGGUGUCAAUUAUGAGUACACUGUUAAGAAGAGUCGCCCGCUGGGGAAUGAAAUACCAGAACCGGAGUACACCUGGAAAUAUGGAGCCUGGACUGACUGCAGCACCACCUGUGGGAUUGGGGAACAACAUCAACCUGUGCGUUGUUUUGAGGCGGAGGUGGGCGUGGUCGAGGAAACGCUCUGCGACCCCAGUUCACGUCCUGUCGACAGUCAUCGCAAGUGCAAAAACAUGGAUUGCCCUGCAAGGUGGUGGGUUGGUGGAUGGCAGACUUGCUCCGCCACAUGCGGUCCAAACGGAGUGAGAAAGCGCACGAUUAUGUGUGUGCGUACGGUGGCUGGAGAAGAGCGGGUUCUGCACCCUGGAGACUGCAAGCAGUUGCUCAAACCCAAAUCUGUGUUACCCUGCAACCGAGACUUACCAUGUGGAUCGGACUGGGCUGUGGGGAACUGGAGCGAGUGCUCUCUGUCUUGUGAUGGAGGCGUGAAGUCGAGAAUGGUCAAGUGCGUGGCAAAACAACCAGACCGAUGCAACCCUGCCAAUCGACCUCGUUCCACAAUCCUCUGUAACCUUCAGAGCUGCUCAUCCACUAACAGAUGGACCGGUUCCCACUUCCGACCACGAUUCCGACCUCGAGUUACCCCCACAAUCCCAACACAGGCCCCUGGGAUCCAACCCAGAACUCCAGAAUAUAGCACCACUCUAAUGCCAUCAAAAUCCAACACCACUACUCGUAUUAUAACACAUGUCAGCGCUUCCCCAACGCCCACAACCAUAACAACGUAUGACAUCAUCCAUGAAGAUGACCAAGAAUUUAUUCUGGUCAGAGAUGGUAACAAAGAUGGCGGUGAUCAUGAACAAGUUCCCACAAAUACUACAGACUCCAGUUUUACGGAGGACGAGGAAGGAAGCACAGACCUGCAGCCUCCUGACAAAAGUUCUAGAUACACGCCGGGUUAUGAUUACAUAGUGGAAGAUCGAACUGGAGAAGAAAGGGUGACUGAAGACAGUAUGUUUACCAGUCCAUUUCCUGUAAGGUCAUCCACUUUCAGACCAACCACAAAAACGCCUGUACACACAACUCAUCCAACCUCUACUAGAACACUGACGCACACUAACAUCCCUAUAACGAAACGAGCCACUACUAACCGAUCCAAAUUCAGUGUCCACUUGAUAGACAUUAAAAAUCCAGAGUUGAUCACUAGAACUACCAGUAAGUGGGAAUCUAAGCCAACAAGUCCAUGCAAACCAAAUACCACCACAAACCCAAGGUCACACUCAGUAAUGUCACACUUCAUUACUCAGACUCUACGACCUACUGUUCCUACAGUGAAAAUAUUGAGAAAGACAUCACAAAUACUUAAAGGUCCCAAUAAAGGCAAGGGGCCUAAAGUAGACGAGCUGAAGCCAGAGACAGCCAACACCACGACUGACUACGAGAAUCUGAAUGCACGAGAUCCCAUCAGAAGGAAUGCAUUCUGGGAAGUCGGCAACUGGAGUGAAUGCUCAACAACAUGUGGUCUAGGGGCGGUGUGGCGGUCAGUAGUCUGCAGCUCAGAGCAUGAGGAAGACUGUGCCAGGGUAAAGAAACCAGAACCAGCCCGACGAUGCAACCUACGACCCUGCGCCACCUGGAAGACUGGCAACUGGACCAGUUGUCCCGAAGGUUGUGUUAGUGAUAUGAAACAUCGAGACGUGCAGUGCAUUGACACACAGACCAGACGUCCACUGAGGCCCUUUCACUGUCAGGCUCUGUCAUACAAACCACCCAGCACUCUGCCCUGCUACACCCGACCCUGCCUGCAGUGGAAGGACUUACCCUGGGGAGAGUGCUCUAAAAGCUGUGGGCAAGGGCUAAAGGAAAGACUUGUGUACUGUCCUGAGUACCAGCGCUGUAACAUCACUCUCAAACCCAACAGCACUGAGCCAUGCCAUCUUCAGCCCUGCACCAGCUGGACUACUGAAACCUGGACCCAGUGCUCCAGAAGUUGUGGUGGUGGAGUGCAAAAUCGAGCGGUGAAGUGUGUAAAUGAGGAAUCUGGAGAUGAAGAGAAAACUUCACUUUGUGCACAAAACAAUAUACCAGACACUGUUCAGAUCUGCAACCCAGAGGAGUGUAAAACCAAUUUGGCUCCGGUUUGUAAGAAAAACAGUAUGUCAACACGUUUCUGUGAGAAACUCAAGCUGCUGGGUCGAUGCUCCCUGCGGUCUAUCCACAAGCAGUGUUGUGUCACUUGUAUGAUGUAAUAUUUACAGAGGUCACGCCAAAGCCACACUUGGGUCAUCAACCCAAAGCACAAACUACUGCACAAACUGUUAGUUCACCAUGAAACAACUUCCAUUAAAGGGGUAGUUCACCUCAAAAUGAAAAUUCUGUCAUCCAAUACUCAACCUCAUAUUAUUCCAAUCCCGAAUGACUUUCUUCCUUCUUUAGAACACAAAAGGAGAUAUAAUGCAAAAUGUUAAGGACUUACAGCCACCAUCACCAUUCUCUUUCUUAACAUCUUUUUUGGGUGAACUAUACCUUUUUGGACCCAAGUUAUUAUGAGCGAUUUCAUAGAUCUUUUUUAAUGGAGCAGGUUGAAACUUACAAAGCAUUAUAAUACUUUUGCCUGUUAUUAAAAGGGUUAUGUGACCACUGUCUGAUGAACAUCAAGUAAUGCUUUGAGGGUCAAACAAUUUUCAUGUGCAGUUCUUAAAUGAGUGUAACUUUCACUAUCGUUAGGUUCACUGAACCUCCCCCUUGUUCAUAUUGCUCAAAACGUUUAACUGAGUUGUUUCAAUUAUUUUUUGUAUAACUUUAACCCUUGAAGCUCUGAAGGUGUUUUAAAAGAUUUCCUGUUUCAGUGGCAUGCCCAAAAUUAAAGGGUUAUAACUCGACAAGAAAAACAAAUUGUUUGGUAUCACUUUAAAGAAAACGUUUCAAAGGUUUUUAAUUACAUAGAUUAUAAUAAAUUCUAAGACUCUCAUCCUUAGAAAUGGCUAAAAAUCACACAAAAAAACUUGAGCCAAAAAUUAACUUCUUUUCUUAUUUUUAUGAUUUGACAUUAUACUCUAUAUCUCAGGGUGUACAAAAGAUAGCUCCGAAAAACAUCUCCAAGUGUCCAAAAGCCUCUCCAACAAAUAAAACAUAAUAAUUGUACAUAAGAACUAAUUUCACAUCCAGAUACAAUGACUAAAGAUAUGCGCUCUUUUCAAUGCAUGCAGGCAUGAGUAACGACAUCUCAUUCAGUUUCAUUCUGUGUCAUUUGAGCCAUCAUUGAGUUUGUAUCAUGUACUUGGCGGCAUCUUCUGGUGGCCAUACGUACAUUAGAUUGAACAAUCCUCUCUGCCCAUAUUUGGAUGACUUUCACCUCUGGUUGCCGCGAUCAGAAUGACACAUACUGUAUGAUUGGUUUAGCGUUCUAUGAUGCUGGACAACAUAAUUUGCAUAGAAGUCAUCUGAUCUAGGAAAGCGUGUUUUUAGCCAGAUAGCACAUUAUGUGCUGUUUGCACAUUGUGCUUCUUGUGUAUUAUCCAAUGAUCUGUGCAUCCGAUUAUGUCAUGUGUGGGCUCGUUUUAAUGGGAAUCCCCUCCUCUAAGUAAUGUUAUGUGAUAUUUUAGAUAUAUCAAAGACAUGUACUUAUCUAUUACUCGCUUUACAAGCUUUCCAUUGACAUAUGACACAUGGCUAUUUGAUGAGUUUGAUGUUUUUACUGAUUACAAUAAUAUAUACAGUGCAAAAGUAUUAAUUAUCAAAACAGAAAACUUCUGAUUUGUCUGCAAAUUUCAAAACACUUGUUCAGUUUUGGUCAUAAUGGCUACAUGCAUUGUAAAGUGCUGCUUCUAAGCUUUAAAACGAUACCUAUUUUGUGUUUGUCAAGACUGUAGUUAUUCAUAUUUUGAUAAUAAUUUUUUCCGGUAAGUCAUGACGUGACGUAGAUCAUCUUCUAGAGGACUAUUAACAUAUAAGCCCAUGUUGGCCAACAAGACAGACUUUUAAAAUUUAAGUUUUUUAAAGAUGAGGACAAUUUUUAAAGAUGAGUUAUGGUCUUUGGUUUUUAGCAGUUUGACUUUAUUUUCUUAAAAUUUGGUGCAAAUGUUGCUGUGAAAAUAUGCAUGGACAAAACAAAUAACAAACGGAAAAUUUCACAAAAUCGUAAUUUUUAGUUUUCGGUAAAUAUCAUAAAAGCUUUUCCCUAGGCAGUUUCUGUUUCCUGCUAGAAACAUUUUUAAGUUCACUGUGAUUGUCUAUGAUUAUCUAUAUUCAUACAUUUACAAAAGUAAAUUACUGUGAAAUAAGUGUUUAACAUUAUUAAUAUGGUGUAGAAGAGAAAUUCUACUUAAAGUAUGGUGCAUUUGUAACUUUAUUCCCCAACCCUUAAUAUUGUAUGUUAAUUAGAUUUUUCUUUUAUUAAUAACAUAUAUAGCAUGAAUUCUUGUCAUCUGAUGGCUUUAAAUCCCUUAAGUACCAAAUGUUUUUACUCAAUGUGCUUUCAGAAAGGAGCCAGUAACAUCAAUAUUUUAGGGUUCAGCAAAAAGUAGUUUUAUAUAUUCUAUUAUUCUUUUAAUACAAAUCUAAUCCUUGAAUAACGCUUAACAAAACAAGACUCUAAAUCAAAAAUGAUUGCUUGUAUAUCAUUACACAGGUUAUAAAGUUUGAUUAAUGGUUGUCUGCACUGUAAUUGUGAUGUUCUACUUUUAGUACUUGUAUUUUAGUUUUAGUCAUUUGAAAUAUGUUUAAAACUUUGUAAAUAUUGUACUUUGUAGCUCGUGAGAGUUUUAUGGUGCUGUUAUAGUGCUGUUGGUGCUCUAGUCUGUGUGCUCAUUAACUAAAGUGUUUAAGUCAUUGUUAAUGAGUUCAAUGCACAUUGUCACUGAGGACGGAGGUGUUGCAGGUCAAUCCUCUUGCCUUUAAAACACGCCUGAAUAUUUUAUACAGAAACUGUUUAAAUGCGCAUCUGUACUGCUGAUAUGACUAUUAAUAAAUGCAAUCAU